AUAUUUACUCCACACUCUCUUCUUUGUACAAAACUAAAACUAGUCAGUUCCAUUCUUUCCACAAACCAAGUUUCACAUCAUGUUUCAUUCUUCUCUUUUCUAUAACUUCUUAAAUCUCAACAAUUAACACACUCACUCUCUCUCUCAAACUUUCUCUCUCUAAAAUCUAAAUCAUGCCUAUUAUGACUGGACAAAUGAAAUGGAGAAGACCCAUAAACAAAUUAAGACAUCCCAUUUCAAAUACUGAACACCAAAGUUCACAGCUUUACACCAUAGUCCAGACCACUAACUGCAAAUCCACAAUCUCCAGUCUCUUUUCAUCUUUCUCCAACAACAACACACCCAAUGAAACCAAACAUAACAUUAAACAAAACAAAACAAAAAACAACAAUGGCAAUACCAAUUAUUUCAGAGGACUUGGCUGCACCACCGGUACAUCGCAUCAGGUGUCAGUACCGGCGGUAAUUAGCUCCUCUGAAGAUUGGCAAGGGAAGAAGAACAGAAAAAAGAAACACAGAAGGAACAGUAACAGUAAAAUCAACAAAACAUGUCAUGGUGUUGUUGAUGAUGUUCCUUUUCAAAGUUCUUCUUCUUUUGGUGCUACUACCUGUGUUGAUUUUCAAGAUGUUUGGUGUGGACCUGGAAUUGGGUUUUCAUCUGAUGCUUCUUCUGUAUCUGUGGAUUGUGUUGUGGCAAGAAAGAAUCUGUCUUCAAGAGGAAAACUUGAUGGGGAAAGGAUAACACAUAGGGAGCGUUCGUCUUAUUUUGGAAGACGCAGUGUUAAUCCGGAAAAUUUAUCUUUUUUGGAUGAUGAUGAUUCUGAUGUUUUCUUAGCACAACAUGGAUUAGAGUCUUUUGGUAAUGGUAGAUUUUUUCGACAUGCUUCGCAUAAUUCCUCCGAUGGUCUUGCUGAGAUAAUGAUAAUUCAAGGAAGACUAAUGGGGGGACGAUUUAAUUCACGCGACCAAUUUAGAGACUGGAGACUUGAUGUUGAUAAUAUGUCGUAUGAGCAAUUGCUUGAGCUUGGUGAGAGAAUUGGUUAUGUGAAAACUGGACUUAAAGAAGAUGAGAUGAGGCACAACAUAAGGAAAAUCAAGCUUUUGAUUUCAAAUGAUACAUCAAAGCAACAAAUAGACAAAAAGUGUAGCAUUUGUCAGGAGGAGUAUGAAUUAGAUGAUGAAUUGGGAAGGUUAAAUUGUGAACACAGCUAUCACUUUCAUUGUAUAAAACAAUGGCUUGUGCUUAAAAACUUCUGUCCAGUUUGUAAGCAAGAAGUCGCGGUUCGACAUUGAUUCGAGUGGCGAAACCCUAAUGAUUUUAUUUUUCUUUCUAAAUUGGUGUAUAGUUUUUCAUUUGCAAUCUUUAUUUGUUACAUCUUUUAUUAAAUCUUUUGGCUUCCUUAGGGAGAUUUGAAAACAUAUAUAUGCUUUUGUAUAUUAUAUACUCAAAAGUGGUUCUUGCUUGUGAACAAAUUAUCCUCUUUUUGUUUCUCCUUUUUACUUUACUCAUGAAAUUGGUGUUUGAAUGCUCUUCA
Cicer arietinum (chickpea) is the source of this 1534-nucleotide messenger RNA. RefSeq lists its product as uncharacterized. Gene Ontology annotation, molecular function: ubiquitin protein ligase activity. The record is from RefSeq and is a predicted model, not a curated record. NCBI's taxonomy places the organism in Eukaryota, Viridiplantae, Streptophyta, Magnoliopsida, Fabales, Fabaceae.